Messenger RNA from Coccomyxa subellipsoidea C-169, 741 nucleotides. Its product is annotated as light-harvesting chlorophyll a/b-binding protein Lhca2. Gene Ontology annotation, cellular component: plastoglobule; chloroplast thylakoid membrane. The transcript has 6 exons. The coding region runs from base 1 to 741 and encodes 246 amino acids. Gene Ontology annotation, biological process: photosynthesis, light harvesting in photosystem I; response to light stimulus. NCBI's taxonomy places the organism in Eukaryota, Viridiplantae, Chlorophyta, Trebouxiophyceae, Coccomyxaceae. The record is from RefSeq and is a predicted model, not a curated record.
AUGGCGUCCACCACCAUGAUGAUGAAGAGCGCUGCUCACGUGCAGGAGACAGCGGACCGCUCAAAGGACACGCUCCUGUUUGCGAGCGACCAGUCCCUGUCAUACCUGACGGGAGCACUCCCUGCAGACUACGGCUUUGACCCCCUGGGCCUGUUGGACCCCGAGGGCAAGGGUGCCGGCUUUGUGUCACCGGCAUGGCUGCAGUACUCUGAGGUCAUCCACGCCAGGUGGGCCAUGCUUGGCGCGGCCGGCUGCAUCGCGCCAGAGAUCCUGGCCACAGCUGGUGUCAUCCCACAGACUCCGGAUGAGGUCAUCUGGUUCAAGAGCGGCGUCAUCCCUCCUGCAGGAGUCUACGACAAGUACUGGUUGGACCCCUACUCCCUGUUCUUCAUUGAGGUCAUCCUAGUGCAGUUCGCUGAGUUGAGGCGCUGGCAAGACUUCCGCAACCCAGGCAGCCAGGGCAAGCAGUACUUCCUGGGCCUGGAGGAGGUGCUCAAGGGCUCCGGCGACCCAUCCUACCCAGGUGGCCAGUUCUUCAACCUUUUCAACCUUGGAAAGUCAGACCUCAAGGAGCUGAAGACAAAGGAGCUGAAGAAUGGCCGGCUUGCCAUGCUUGCAGUUUUCGGAUACGGCGCACAGGCCGUCAUCACAGCAGAGGGCCCCUUCAAGAACCUCACUGACCACCUUUCAGACCCCACAGGCCACAACAUCCUCACCAACUUUGGCCACCCCGCUCUCUAG